AUGACUGGUCAUUCUUCAUGGGAAGAACAACGUUUCUUAUAUCCUCAUGAUAUUCGAGAUAAAUUUCCCGUUUGGGAACGAGAAUUUAAUAUUGAACCAUUUAAAUACGAACGUUCACGUUUACCAUUUCGUUUAACAAACGAAGAUCGUUUAUGGCGUAAACAAUGGCUUCAAGAUCAAGUUUUAGCAGUUAAUGAACCGAAAUUUGUACCGAACUUACAUAAAAUUCAUAAAAAUCCUGUUCGUUACAGAUGGAUGGUAUUUUGGGAUAGUAUAUUCAAUCGUUUACGUCCUGUUGUCGGUAAUACUACAUCAUCUAUGCUUCGUCAAACAGUUCCAAAAUUGCUCCUUGUUCAAUUAGGUAUUUGGAGCUGGAUAUACAUGGUACUUUAUCAUAAACAGGAUUGGGAAAAAUGGGGUGGAUAUCAAGUGUAUGGUUAUAAAGGAAAAUUUGUUGCGAAUGUCAGUCCAUGGAAAACCCUCGAUUCAACGGAUUAUGUCGAUCGUGGAUUUAAAGAACGUACAACAAACCGUUGGCCCGAACACAAAUACUAG
Molecule: messenger RNA, 555 nt
Organism: Rotaria socialis
Lineage: Eukaryota; Metazoa; Rotifera; Eurotatoria; Philodinida; Philodinidae
Source: the annotation of a GenBank genome assembly